AUGCUGUCUCGCGAGCCCCGAUACAAGACAUUGGCCGAGCUGAGCACAGAAAGAGACAAUGUCGCCUGGUACUGGCGCUUCCUAGCCUUCACCGCAUCCUGGAUGAUCCUGGGCGGCUACCUCCUGCUCCCCUCAACCUACGACACAGCCCCGCACCUCCGCUUCAGCAUCCACGUCCUCUCCAUCUUCAUCGUGGCCCUGCUCACCGCCGGCUACUCCCUGACCGCGCUCCUCUACUUCGCAGUCCACUCGCUCCUCUUCCACCGCGACACCGUCAUCCUGCCUACCCUCGCCUCCUCGCUUCUGGGGCUCCUCACACUCCUCUACGCCUUCGUGUCGUGCACGCGCUACGCCUUUACCGCCGGCGCCGUCGCCUCGUUGAUCCUGUCCUGCGCCUCCAUCACCGUUUAUUCUAUCCUCUUCCUCUGGAACCACCGCGUCCUGUCCCGCCUCCAGCGCUCCUCCAGCCUCUCGGGAGGGGGCAGCUACGCCCUAGCCCCGACCCACGCCCAGCAGCAGCACAUCUACUACUCUGACCCGAACUACUAUUCGAACUAUACGCAGAACAUGUAUCCGACGGCCUGCACGCCUACCGAGCCGAACCAGGCCCCCCAUAGCCGCACGCCUACAGACGACGAUUACAUAGCCCAGCAGAUGGCCCUGCUGCUCACCAAGGCAGAUCCGGGUCCUAGUCCCGAUGCGAUGACGGAGACGUUCAGGAUCGGCCUUCCUGGAGACGGGGACGAAACACCGGUGAACCAAUCCGGCGGCGUGAGGGAGUACUACGGCCGGAGCGAGUUCCUUACCGUGGGAGUGUCGCAGAGGAGCAUGUGGGAGCGCAUGACUGGGAGGCCGGUUGAUAGGGGGAGGGCUGAGGAGAGGGGUGGAAGUGGUGAGAGGCAAAGGGCGAAGUCUAGGGAGGAGAGGGGUGGAAGUGGUGAGAGGCAAAGGGCGAAGUCUAGGGAGGAGAGGAGGAGGGAGAUUGAGCUGGGAACUUUGCAGGCGUAA
Molecule: messenger RNA, 1008 nt
Organism: Coniosporium apollinis CBS 100218
Lineage: Eukaryota; Fungi; Ascomycota; Dothideomycetes
Exons: 2
Coding region: 1-1008 (335 amino acids)
Source: RefSeq, a predicted model, not a curated record